This is a messenger RNA of Lecanosticta acicola, 1164 nucleotides long. The record is from the annotation of a GenBank genome assembly. Lineage: Eukaryota; Fungi; Ascomycota; Dothideomycetes; Mycosphaerellales; Mycosphaerellaceae.
AUGACUUCGCGCUCCUAUGCGACGCUGAUCAAGCCACCGCCUCCUUCAAAUGACAGAGCUCCUAUGCAAGAUGUUCUCGAGCUAACAUCACUCAACGACAUCGACCCCAAUCUCUUCACGAACACGCGACCGCUAUGGCAUCCCCCCGGAGCAAGAGGGAUUUACGGCGGCGCGGUGAUAGCACAAUGCCUGGCAGCAGCGCAAAAGACUGUGCCCGAGAACUUUGUGGUCCAUAGCAUGCACUGCUACUUCGUCCUGAACGGCAACAGUGAGAUCCCUGUCAUAUACCAUGUCGAACACGUCCGAGAAGGCCGCUCCUUCGCAACACGCACCGUCCAGGCCCGGCAGCGAGGCCAGCCCAUCUUCACCACUACCCUGUCCUUUAUGCGCGAGGGCUCCGGGGGCAAACAGCUAGUCGAACACCAAGCCGUGAAACCCGAUAUCCGUCCUCCGGUCGACGACGAGCCCGUCGAUGUCCUGGCGGGCGCCAAUUCCCCCUUCGUCACGCAGCGCGUCGACAUCGCGAAUAACGACUCCCCCCAUCCGCACGAGAAACGAACACGCCAAUGGAUCAAGGCACGCGGCAAGAUCAGCGCGGAAGGCGGCCACCAAGCCCAUCUCUCCGCUCUGGCAUACAUGUCCGAUUCCUACUUCAUCGGAACCGUAGCACGCUCCCAUAAACUCUGGCGCUACUCGCAGGUCGGGCCACGCGGGAAAGAAAACGCCGACGCGAGACAACAGAUCACGCGGGAUGUCUUCGAGCGGUUGAAGAACAUGGACCUCGAGACGUUGAAGCGGGUGGAAGGGAUGGACGACGACAUCAUCAACCAGCUCAAGACGCUGGAGAUCAAAGACGGUGAAGUGAUUGGGCUGAAAGAGAGGCGGCCGGAGAUUGGAAUGAUGGUCAGCUUGGAUCAUUCCAUCUAUUUCCAUACCAAGGAUUUCCGGGCGGACGAGUGGAUGUGCACCGAGUGCGAGACUCCCUGGGCGGGCGAUGGGAGAGGGUAUGUGACGCAGAGGAUCUUCUCCAAGGAGGGCAAGUUGAUUGCGAGUUGUACGCAGGAGGUGAGUUUGCCCUUCCGCCUGGGGCAUGCUGUUAGGUUGUGCCGGUGCUAAUUGAUGUUACAGGGCGUGGUGAGGUUGAAGCAGGAUUCGAAGCUCUGA